AUGAAGUCACUUCAAUGCGUUCUGGCACUUCUUUUCUUCCUAGAAGUGCCUUCAGUGGAAUCAAACAUUGACUGGAGUGGCAAUUGGGAGGGUAGAACCAAUUGGACCGAGGUCCCAGACGGCGCCUUUGUAGGGCCUGGUGUUGGAAGUGCUCAAGGGACAGACUUUUGCGAGGUGGUUCGUGACAAGUCCUUUCAACUCAAGGAUGCUUUGCGUGGAAAAAACCUGUCCAUUGCGUCUCAGUAUGGUCCCGGCUUUGAUUUCUUCCAAUAUGACCCCGACGAACCACUGUCGGAGACAAAUCCUACAGGGAUGAUAGCAAAUGUUUUGGAUGAAUUGGCUGGUAGAGCAGGAUUCACUUGGAGGAAUUCAUUUGUUGCGUACAACACAACAACUGCUGAUAUUCUAGUCGGUACUGGAACAGGAAAAUGGGACAGAAUGUUGAAAGAAACCACCAGUUUCUUCGACUUAUCUGUUGACAAAUGGCUUCUGACAACGGAAAGGCUGGAAAAUGAGACGGUUUUUCUUCAUUCUUGGUUUGACGCAUCUCUAAUUCUUGUUGACACGGGCAACAAGCCUGAAAUUAAUUGGCUUGGCUUUGCUGAUCCGUUCGAAUCUCGUGUCUGGUUCACAAUUGCCGGCACUGUAUUGAUGAGUGCUAUUUUCAUGAUUGUGAUUGAAUCACUGGAAAACAGACGAGAUGGGCGUACUAUGAAAUCGUGGUUCAGUGAUCAUUUGUAUUUGACAACUCUGGCCUUUUCGCAGCAAUUCCUCUUCAUUAACCCCAAAUCUGCAGCAGGACGGGUCUUUUUGUCUUCCUUUGCCUUUUGGGCCACCCUUAUUGGUGCAACUUACACGGCUAACUUGGCUUCUCUGUUGGUUGAAAAUGCCUUGUCCAGCCCUAUCCAGAGCAUCGAUUCUGCAAUGGAUUCCAAGCUCUCAAUUUGUAUUCACGAAGGCAGUGCCAGUCAAACGGUCAUGGAAUCCUUCUACCCACGAUUUAGGGGUUAUCCCAAUCUCGUCAAGACACGAACGACUCGUGAGUUGUAUGAACGUUUGGCGGAAGGCUCAUGCGAAAUCUUGGUUGGAACACGGCAAGAAUACGAAAUCUUUCGGAGGGAGGAGAAAUAUGGAUGUAAUCUUGUGCAGGCAGGUGUCGAGUUGCAUGCGGGAUCUGCCAGUUUUGCAAUUGAGUUCGACCCUCUCAAUUGCGAUUCAGUGUUGGCCUAUGUCCUCAACAUCCAUUUGAAUGAAAUGACUGUUGAUGGGAACAUGACAAUUUUCUGGGACGACUAUCUGAAUAAACGUGACGGAAUGUGCGGGCAGGUAUCUGGACGACGGAUGACAGAGGUAGACGACGUGUAUGGACCUCCAAGAUCAGAACCGAUGGUUUCUCGGCAGCUAGGAGGAGCAGCAAAGACCUCAGCUGCGAGCUCUAGUACCUUCUCAGAUGUGUCAAAGCCAACGGAUACGUCUCUCAAGAUUACAGGCAUGGCAGGGGUUUUCGCUGUACAUGGCGUUGGAACUGGCAUUGCUAUUCUCAUUGCUCUUUACACGCAUUUUCAAAAAAAGAAUAAGAAGGAACAGGCUCGACAGAAAGAAAUCUUUGGAGUCAAUAGUAAGAAGGUUGCUAAAAAUGAACUGGACGAGAAGUACGACGCGCUGAAGAUGGAGAUGAUGGCGCAAAUGGACCGAUUCUUUGAAGAACAUCGGGAAACUGGGAUGCAUCGGAAAUCCGAAGUUCAAAUGAGAUCCAUCAUGGACGCUCGGCAAUCCAUGGCCAUGGCUAGAAGCUCCGUGAUGGUAGCCCCUAGCACCCCAAAUAAUGGCCGAAAAGCAGGCUUCUUUGACAAUCUGAAUCUUAGCAGCCGAGGAAACACGCCAAGGUCAAACACACCAGGGAACACGACAAAACAUGUUGCUUUCGGGCAUGAUAGCAGCGGCCUUGAAUCACUUCGAUUAAAUCCUUUGGACGAAUCUGAAGAGGCCAAAUCUCAGACUCCUAGCGGAGCUGAGAACAUACUACUUUCCAAAACUGGUCUAUCUGGUGUCUGGCGUGGAUGA
This is a messenger RNA of Cylindrotheca closterium, 2064 nucleotides long. The record is from the annotation of a GenBank genome assembly. NCBI's taxonomy places the organism in Eukaryota, Bacillariophyta, Bacillariophyceae, Bacillariales, Bacillariaceae.